Misgurnus anguillicaudatus (oriental weatherfish) is the source of this 3977-nucleotide messenger RNA. It is a transcript of the gene slc6a6a, whose product is annotated as solute carrier family 6 member 6a. Gene Ontology annotation, cellular component: plasma membrane; cell projection. The record is from RefSeq and is a predicted model, not a curated record. Gene Ontology annotation, molecular function: gamma-aminobutyric acid:sodium:chloride symporter activity; taurine:sodium symporter activity. Lineage: Eukaryota; Metazoa; Chordata; Actinopteri; Cypriniformes; Cobitidae. Gene Ontology annotation, biological process: taurine transmembrane transport; sodium ion transmembrane transport; amino acid transport.
GCUCCUGUUGCACGAGUCUGGUGUUUUUCCACUGUCUCCGUUAUUACAUGCGCUCCCCAUAUAAGACAGAAGUCGGGGGGAGAGGGAGUCAAAAUUAUAUGCGUUGCCUCUCACCUCACUUCACCUCAACACAAGAAGACAAAAGAAACAUCAGAGGGACUUGAAUAAUAAAUUGCGUUGACAGUAUGGCACAGAAGGAAAAGCUGCAGUGUCUUAAAGAUUUCCAUAAAGACACGUUGAAGCCGUCUCCAGGUAAAAGUCCCGGGACGCGUCCGGAAGACGAGGCGGAUGGAAAGCCACCACAGCGGGAGAAGUGGGCCAGUAAGCUGGAUUUCGUGCUCUCCGUGGCCGGAGGUUUCGUUGGUUUGGGGAACGUUUGGCGUUUCCCGUACCUCUGCUACAAGAAUGGCGGAGGUGCAUUUCUCAUCCCCUACUUCAUAUUUCUGUUUGGUGGUGGUCUGCCUGUCUUCUUUCUGGAGGUGGCACUUGGUCAGUUCACUUCUGAGGGAGGAAUCACCUGUUGGGAAAAACUGUGCCCUAUUUUCACUGGGAUUGGCUACGCCUCAGUGGUGAUCGUGUCUCUGCUGAACGUCUACUACAUUGUGAUCCUGGCCUGGGGUCUGUACUACCUGCUUCAGUGUUUUCAGCACGAGCUGCCCUGGGCUCGCUGCCGUCACAGCUGGAACACGGAGAACUGCGUGGAGGACACCGUCCGUAAGAACAAAACGCUGUGGCUCUCCGCCAACGCCGUCAACCUCACCUCACCCGUCACUGAAUUCUGGGAGAGGAACGUCCUGAGCAUAUCUUCGGGGAUCGAUGAGGUCGGCGGGCUGAAGUGGGACCUGGCGCUUUGCCUGCUGGCCGUUUGGAUCAUCUGCUUCUUCUGCAUAUGGAAAGGAGUGAAAUCCACCGGCAAGGUGGUUUAUUUCACAGCCACGUUUCCUUUCCUCAUGUUGAUUGUUCUGCUGGUUCGAGGUGUGACGCUGCCUGGUGCGGCUGAGGGCAUCAAGUUUUACCUUUAUCCUAAUUUGACUCGUCUGCAGGACCCUGAGGUGUGGAUUGAUGCUGGCACUCAGAUAUUUUUCUCUUAUGCCAUUUGUCUUGGUGCUAUGACAUCACUGGGAAGUUACAACAAAUACAAAUAUAACUGCUACAGGGAUUGCAUGCUACUCGGGUGUCUGAACAGUGGUACCAGCUUUGUGUCGGGCUUUGCCAUCUUCUCUGUGCUGGGCUUCAUGGCGCAGGAACAGGGCAUAGCCAUCGCUGAUGUGGCCGAGUCAGGUCCUGGUUUAGCCUUCAUCGCGUACCCAAAGGCCGUUACUAUGAUGCCACUGCCAACGGUCUGGGCGAUACUUUUUUUCAUAAUGCUUCUGCUGCUGGGCCUUGACAGUCAGUUUGUAGAAGUGGAGGGUCAGAUCACAUCUCUGGUUGAUCUGUACCCAUCCCUCCUAAGGAAGGGAUACCGGAGAGAAAUCUUCAUCGCUGUUAUCUGCGUCAUCAGUUAUGUGCUGGGACUCACCAUGGUCACUAAAGGUGGCAUGUACGUCUUUCAGCUGUUUGACUAUUACGCGGCCAGCGGUGUUUGCCUUCUCUGGGUUGCAUUCUUUGAAUGUGUUGCAGUAGCCUGGGUUUACGGGGCUGAUAAUUUCUAUGAUGCUAUAGAGGACAUGAUUGGCUACAGACCCAAUGGUUGGAUGAAGUGGAGCUGGAUGCUGAUAACGCCGGUCCUCUGUGUGGGUUGUUUCGUCUUUUCAAUGGUGAAAUACAAGCCACUCACCUAUAACAAGCUUUACAAGUAUCCUGAUUGGUCGAUUGGAUUGGGUUGGACUCUUGCACUGGCUUCUAUGAUGUGCAUCCCGAUGAUGGUCGUCAUUAAAAUCAUUCAAUCAGACGGCUCCCUGAUAGAGCGGAUCAAAGCUGUGGCCGCACCGGUUAAAGGGGGGGCAAGCUCUCGUCCCAAAGAAUACAACCUGAAGAACAGUGAGCUGCUUCAUCCCCUGGAUCCCAACGGCAUUCACGCCUUCACCAAACACAGCCACACCGUCGUAGAAACCACAAUGUGACGCUCUCUAAGAGAGAUUUCCAAAUUCUCCUUCACUUCGAUGGAGAUCCCAUUUCAAGUCUAUGUCUCCUCCUUUCUGUUUCUGUAUAAAUGUAGUUUGGUUUUUAUGAAUAUUAUCGAGAAAUGAUUUUACAGUAAAGUAUCUGUUUUUAUUAUUGUAAUCGCUGGUGUCAGCAUUAUAGCUGAUAUUGGUAUACGGUAUCAUGAUGUGUUUAGCCAUCCGGGGCAGUUUGUUGAAUCUAUAGUAUUCCUCUGUGUAGGCAGAAAACUUUCACUGGAGUCUUGCCAGUGUUAGUCAAGUGUGAGAGAUGUUUGUAUAAAGUUAUAACUUCAUUUUUCUUACAGCGAGACAACAGCAAACUCGACGUGACAUUUGGCUACAUAAUAACGUCUGUCCGUGGUUGUGGCUGUAAAUGUUGUACGAUGAGAUACGUAAAAUUCUUUGUCUUGAUAAAAAUGAAUGUACCUCUGCUUCAGGGCGGAUGCUGUGCACAAAUACAUACAAGCACACAUAUCAACCUGAUCUCGUGGGAAUUUGAAUGUUUUUAUGAGUUGCCUAAUUCGUACGAGUUUGUACGAAGUGAAUGCUAGAAAAAACAAUAAUGAUACCCCAACCCCAACGUCACAGUGGCGAAAGCAAAUAGUACAAAUUUGAUCGUAUAAAUUCUUGCGAAUUAGCCACCUCAUAAAAUAUGUACUCUAUACAAAAUUGCCAUGAGAUUGCGUCACACACAUACGCAAACACAUAAGAAAUCCUUUUCUGAACAACACAACACUUUGUCCUUUAGUUUCUCCUUGAAUCACUGCCAUUGCGUGCAUACACAGUUGCUUUAAAACCGCAGGCAGCUGUGUUCACGUUUAAUAUAUGAAUCAUUUGAUGCACUAUUAUAAGCUUCAUUUAUUGUAAGAUGAUAUCUGAGAGCUGUUGUUUAAUAAGAUCACACAAGGCCAUUUGGCUGCAGCAUGUCAAUACAUUGGGGUCCAUAAGUCUGAGACCACUAAAAUACUUUGCAUUUUUGUAUGUUAUAUUAUUAGAAUUAAGAUUUGAGUAAAAGGUUUACUUUAUGGUUGUUGCGUCUAUUUUUCUUUAAUGUUAUGAGCACUAAAGCUGUCAGGGAGUUUAUGGUAAACCUGAUGAGCAUCUUGUGUGCUUUAAAAGAUACAUAAACUUUUAAAAAGGAGUUAAAGGGAUAGUUCACCCCAAAAUGAAAAUGUUGCUGAACACAAAGGAAGAUAUUUUGAGCACCAUUGACUUCCCUAGUAGUAUUUUUCCUACUAUGGAAGUCAAUGGUGCUUCUGUUUUUUGCUUCAUUAUAAAUAUCUUCAUUUGUGUUAAGCAGAACAAAUAAAUGUAUACAGUUUUGUAACAACUUGAGAAUGUUCAUAUUUGGGUGACUAUUCCUUUAAGAUGGUCACAAAUUUGUUUGCAUUUGUUUUGCAUCCUAAAACUUUACAUUCCAAUUUAAAUUCCAGAUUUUUUUGUGGUCUUAGACUUUUAGAUCCCUGUGUCACAUGAUCUUAUAUCGCCAAACUGCUCGUCGAGUCUAGAACAAUCAUUAGCUUUCAGGAGGACACCUGGGCUUUAAAUCCUUGCACAGAGACACUGCCAGUUCCUUAAAACUCACAUGUGCAAUCGUCUCUUUAAAUGAGCCUUAAAAACUUGAAAUAUUCAAGAUAAUUACCAAGAGCAAAGAACUGCCCCAAUUUAAUACCCCAAUGUCCUUUACCCUUAAACCCUCUGACCUCACAUUUUAAUCAUCUGACCUUUACCCCUGAACCUUUUUAGAUUUAGUUCAACCUUCUGUCCUACCCUGCAUACACACUUCUCUAUAAGCUAAUGUUAACAAGUGUUUGUUCCUCUUUAGUAUUUCAUUCACCUAAAACUUGCCUUUUUGUAUUAAAGCAUUUUAUACUG